CCCGGCAGGGCGGAGGCGGCGUUGGAGAAUCGGGGGCCGCAGGGCCCCCGGCAUGGAGGAGGCGGCGGCGGCCGAGGCGCUCCCGAGGCGGCGGCGGCGGGAGCGAGUGAUCCAGCUGAUGAAUAAGAACAUCCCAAGCUCGAUUGAGCCCUGGAGUUUGAGGAAUUUCCAGUUAAAGACACAGCAGUUGAGAUGGGGAGGUGAGUGCUGUGCCUGCUGAACUUCCCGGGACCCGCCAGCCAUGCCAGGGAUUGUCGUGUUCCGCCGGCGCUGGUCUGUGGGCAGCGAUGACCUGGUUCUGCCAGCCGUCUUCCUCUUCCUUCUUCACACCACCUGGUUUGUGAUUCUCUCGGUGGUGCUCUUCGGGCUGGUGUACAAUCCCAACGAGACGUGCUCCCUGAACCUGGUGGACCACGGCCGGGGCUACCUGGGAAUCCUGCUGAGCUGCAUGAUCGCCGAGCUGGCCAUCAUCUGGCUCAGCAUGCGCGGGAGCAUCCUGUACACGGAGCCGCGGGAUUCCAUGCAGUACGUCCUCUAUGUCCGACUGGCGAUCCUGGUGAUUGAGUUCGUGUACGCCAUCGUGGGCAUCGUGUGGCUGACACAGUACUACACCUCCUGCAACGACAUCACAGCCAAGAGUGUCACCCUGGGAAUGGUGGUGUGCAACUGGGUGGUGAUCCUGAGUGUGUGCAUCACUGUGCUGUGUGUCUUCGAUCCCACGGGACGCACCUUCGUCAAGCUCCGUGCCACCAAGCGCCGGCAGCGCAACCUAAGGACCUACAACCUCAGACACCGCCUGGAAGAGGGACAAGCCAGCAGCUGGACACGCAGGCUCAAAGUGUUCCUUUGCUGCACACGGACAAAGGACUCCCAGUCGGACGCCUACUCCGAGAUCGCCUACCUUUUUGCGGAAUUUUUCCGGGACCUGGACAUCGUCCCCUCUGACAUCAUCGCGGGGCUGGUUCUCCUGCGGCAGCGGCAGCGGGCCAAGCGCAACGCCGUGCUGGAUGAGGCAAACAAUGACAUUUUAGCUUUCCUGUCUGGAAUGCCAGUGACCAGGAACACCAAAUAUCUGGAUCUGAAGAAUGCGCAAGAGAUGCAGCGGUACCGGGAGGUGUGUUACUACAUGCUCUUCGCCUUGGCUGCCUAUGGAUGGCCCAUUUACCUCAUGAGGAAGCCCACAUGUGGACUCUGCCGCCUGGCCAGAUCCUGCUCCAGAUGUUGCUGCCUGUGCCCGUCGCGCCCGCGCUACGCGCCCGGCGUCACCAUCGAGGAGGACAAUUGCUGUGGCUGCAACGCCAUCGCCAUCCGGCGCCACUUCCUGGACGAGAACAUGACCUCCGUGGACAUCGUCUACACUUCCUGCCACGAUGCUGUUUAUGAAACCCCUUUCUAUGUGGCUGUGGACCAUGACAAGAAGAAGGUGGUCAUCAGCAUCCGGGGAACUCUGUCCCCAAAAGAUGCCCUGACGGAUCUGACGGGGGACGCAGAGCGCCUGCCGGUUGAGGGACACCAUGGAACGUGGCUGGGACACAAGGGAAUGGUGCUGUCUGCUGAGUACAUCAAGAAGAAGCUGGAGCAGGAGAUGGUGCUGUCCCAAGCUUUUGGACGGGAUUUGGGAAGAGGAACAAAACACUACGGCCUGAUUGUGGUUGGGCAUUCCCUUGGCGCUGGCACAGCUGCCAUCCUGUCCUUCCUGCUGCGUCCCCAGUAUCCAUCCCUGAAGUGCUUUGCUUAUUCCCCUCCAGGUGGGCUGCUCAGUGAGGAUGCCAUGGAGUAUUCCAAGGAGUUUGUGACUGCGGUGGUGCUUGGCAAAGAUCUGGUACCCAGGAUUGGGCUCUCUCAGCUGGAGGGAUUUCGCCGGCAGCUUCUGGAUGUUCUCCAAAGAAGCACCAAACCAAAGUGGCGGAUCAUUGUGGGGGCUACCAAGUGCAUUCCCAAAUCCGAGCUUCCCGAGGAGCCAGAGGAGAACUCGGUGACAAGCAACCGGCUCUGGACACAUCCCAGUGACCUGACCAUUGCCCUGAGUGCCAGCACCCCCCUGUACCCCCCGGGCCGCAUCAUCCACGUGGUGCACAACCACCCUGCUGAGCAGUGCUGCUGCUGUGAGCAGGAGGAUCCCACCUACUUUGCCAUCUGGGGGGACAACAAGGCCUUCAACGAGGUGAUCAUCUCCCCGGCCAUGCUGCACGAACACCUCCCCUACGUGGUCAUGGAAGGGCUCAACAAGGUCUUGGAGAACUACAACAAGGGGAAAACAGCUCUGCUUUCCGCAGCCAAAGUGAUGGUGAGUCCUACGGAAGUGGAUCUCACCCCGGAGCUGAUAUUCCAGAGCCAGCCCUUGCCCAGCUGCCCCUCUGUGCAGAUCGGGACUGGAGCCAUCCCAGUGGACAGAAGGAACAGCAGUACCAAGAGCAAAUCCCAUUCGGAAAUCAGCCUGGAGGGAUUCUAUGAGACAAAGCCACUUUCUCCUGUGCAGAAGGACCCCGUGGAGCUGCUUCUCCUGGACACUAAGGAACGUCUCUCCGUGGAGCUCCAGGACCGCCGCGCCCCUCUGGCCACCAUGGAGAGCCUCUCGGACAACGAAUCCAUCUACAGCUUCGAUUCCCGGCGCUCCUCCGGUUUCCGGAGCAUCCGGGGCUCCCCCAGCCUCCAUGCGGUCAUGGAGAAGGACGAGACGCACUGCUUUUAUAUAGACCCCGUUAUCCCUGAGGAAAACCCUUCCCUCAGCUCCCGGACAGAGCUGCUGGCUGCUGACAGCCUCUCCAAGCAUUCCCAGGAGACGCAGGCCCCGGAAAACGUCCUCAACAGCGGCGGCACCACCCCCCAGCGCCGCUGCAGCGCCGAGGGCACCGGGAGCGACGGGGAGCGCACGUCCUCGUCCCCUCGGGAAGAGCCGCCGCUCCACAACGGCCGCCUGGCCGACGUUCCCAGUCCCCAGGUGCUGGAAUUUGCAGAGUUCAUCGACAGCCUCUUCAACUUGGACAGUAAAAGCAGCUCCUUCCAGGACAUUUACUGCAUGAUGGUGUCGGACAGUUCCAGCGACUUUGCGGAGAUUCCCAAAUCCGUCAGCGACCAGGAGAUCCUGCUGAGGGCGCAGUACGAGCCUAACUUAGUCCCAAAGCCCCCGAGGUUGUUUGCUGGCUCGACGGAUCCCUCGUCGGGAAUCUCCGUGUCACCCUCCUUCCCCCUUAGCUCAUCCGGAGAACUCAUGGAUAUCACUCCCACGGGUGUGAGCAGCCAGGAGUGCCUGGCCACAGACAAAAUCCGGACUUCCACCCCCUCCGGACACGUAACCAGCCCUGCCAAGCAGGACGACCUCAUGAUUUCGGCCCUUUAGUGCAGGGGAAAGGGGUGGAAUGAUCCCAGUGGGAUAAUCCAUGGAGGAGGCUGUCAUCGGGCAGUUGGGAUCAGAGGAGACAGCUGGAAAAAUCCUUUCUGGGGUGACUCAGUGGUGGUGUCUGGAGGAUGGAUUGUGCUGGAAUCCUGUGCUUGGAGCUGGGCGAAGCUUUGCCCCAUGGGGCUUGAGAGGGUCUGAGGCACUAAAGUUCCCUACCUCAGCCUGUCUCAUUCCAGAGGCAGAUUCCUUGCCCUGGGGCACCUGCUGAGUUUGGGAGUGAGAUACCUGGAUAGAUGGAAGCAGGAGGGAGCCAGGCCAGAUCCCUCUCCUCGGGACCGAGCCGGUGGUUUUGGGAAAUGAGCGGAUUGAGACUUUGGGCCCUGUUGCACUACCACGGAUCCGGCCCAAGAUCCAAUUCGGCACACUUCCAUGGGGAUUGCUUUUGUAGGACACUCCCGUUUUAAAGCCAUUGGGGCUGUAUUCCCCCCAAAUCCAGUCUCCCCUUCCCGGCCAGGCACAGCAGGAAUGGGGCUGGCACCAUGGUUUCUCUCCCCCGAGCACUCCUGAGAGGGAAGGACGCUGUUCCCAAGAGCCCAAUCACUCUGCCUUUGGCAGAAAGUUCUCCUGGAUAUCACCCCCAUCACUCCUCAGUUCCCUGGACCCCUCCAAGCUGGCGACAUUCCUGUGGGACUGCCAGGAUUCUCAUCUCAGAGCUGCAUGGAUGUGGAUGGAUCAACUGCAAAAUGUACCUGGCAUUAUUUUCCAGGCCCCUGUGGAGUCUGGGAGUCUCUCCUGGAUCCCUGGGGGUCCUCACACCACCCAUAUGCAGCAUCCGUGGAUCAGUGCCAGCCUCUGUCAUUGGGAAUUCAGGGAAAAGAUGGACUUUUCCCCAGUAUUGCAAUCUCUUGUAUGUUUACAGAGCUGCUGAGCUGGUUGGAAGGUAUUUAUUAAGGAAAUAGGGAGACUUUCCCAAAGGAAAAUCCAUGGUCAUCCUCUCCUUCCUGUGCUGUUCCCUCUGGGGACUGAGGGAAGAGAGGAUGGGCAGGCAGAAUUCCAAGCCCCCUUCUUCCCAAGUGGCUUGGAUUUGAGGGUAACUGCCUGCCCCCUCCCCACCUGCACAAUUCCAUGUAGGAAAGCUUGAGCAAGUUAGGAAAACUACCUGAGCCUCCGGGCCCAGAGGAGCCUGCUCUGCCUCUCCAGGCAGGUUUUCCAAUGAUGGGAGCAGGAGGAAAACUACCUAUUGUAGGAAAUGAAACAUUCUUGGGACCUGGAAAAGGCCUUGAAUUGCCACAACUCCCCCUCAAAGCUCAGCAGUUACUGAUGGCUCUCCCCGGAGCUCCAUCCUCCCUCCCUGGAAAAGAAAUUCCUGGUUUAACUUCCUUAGAAUCCUGUGGUUGCUCCCUUUUCCCCUCCUUAGCAGUGCUAUUGUGGCAGGAUGCUGUGUUUUCCAGGAGCUCAGCUCCUGGCAAAUCCCAGGGCUUCUUGUUCUCCGUGUGGGCUGUGGAAGCGCCGGGAUGGGCCAGGGCUGUGCUUCCCGGGAGCCAGUGGGAUCCAGUGCCAUUGAGGAGCACUUUAUAACCGGUGUGCAUUGAUGUAAAUAAUCCUGGGUGCACGGAAUUCCACUGGAUUCUGAGUCCAGGUGCUGAUAUCCCACUCCAUCCAGCGUGGGAUGCUCCAGCCCCUGCUCCUUACCUGUUUCAGAGCUUUCAGAAGUGCUUCAAGCGGCCAGGAAAACGUUAUCCCUGUGGUUUAAGGUUCCAAAGGUGACCUUUCCCUGAGUGGAAUCAGAGGGAGGAAGCCCCUCUGGAUUCAGAGGGAUUCGGAGAAGGAAAAAUCCUUUUAUUCUGAGCAACCAGAAGUUCUUUUUGUUAUUGUAGGUCCUUAAAAAAGGAGCAGAGAGCAAGUGGUUUGGGAGCACAGGGUAAGGAGGAAUUCCUGCACUCAGGAAACACUACCGAGGUGAUUUUUCAGGAAUACGCACAAAAAUCUUGGAAGGUUUGAGGGGAAAAGGGGAGCUGAGGGGCAGGGAGGCCGGGGCUAGCAGGCUAGCUCCCCUUCUGGCCCAGGGGUUGGGAUAAGGAGCUCAUUCCUGCCCUUAAUCCCAGCAGGAAUUAACCCUUAGCACUAAGGCAGAGCUUGGGAUCUGCAAAGCACUUUAAAACACUAAGGAAAAGGAUCAUCUCUAUCCCUGGGAGCGACAUGGAUACCUGGGAUUAGAUGGAACUACUGGUGGGAGGUUGCCUCCAGGUGAGGAAAAGUGGGAUAUCUCCCUCCUAAAAUGAUUCCAGUGGGAACCUGCUGAUGUUCCAUGACUCAAAUGUUGCACUAGAAAGUCCCUUCCUUCCCUGAACGUGUCCCGGAAGACUCAGUCGUGGGGUGACUGUUUCCUUCUUUGUGCCAUUGGAACUGUAUCCCAUAGGAAUGGCCUUCCCUUGCCCUGAGGGGAAGCAGUCUGGAAUGCUGCAGUUUUUUUGCUCUGUGAUUACUGGACUUUGGAAAACCUGGAAAUACGUAAUUCCUGGGAGGUGGGCUUGCCACAGGUCAAGGAGUAAAGGCACAAAAGAGCCCCUUGAAGGCUCCCAUUGUAUCCUGUCAUGGAAAAUUGCUGGAUUUUGUUGACAAACAGACCUGAUCCCAGUCCUCCCAAAUGAAAUCCACGUUCUUGAAAUUAAUUCUGCUUUAAAUGUCUCCGUGUCUUGAUCCCCAUUACUGUGUCUUGAUCCCCAUUACUGUGUCUUGAUCCCCAUUACUGUGUCUUGAUCCCCAUUACUGUGUCUUGAUCCCAUCUUGAUUCUGUGUCUCCAUUCCCGUCACUCCUUUGCUAUCUGGGCAUUUGGAAAGGCUGAUCUCCCAUAUCCUCCUGGGAAAGCACACCUGGAAUGCUGAAAUACAUGUUAAAGCUGCAGCUACCUCCUUCAUCUGUACUGUACACACUUCCUGCUUUCUCUUCCUGCUCUCUCUUUGGGAAUACGAAGCAUCUCCAGUUUUCCAAAUCUUCUGGCUUUUGCUUCUUCCUCUUCAGCUUUGUGCCUUCUGAUCUUCGAAUAUUCCCGUGAUACUCCAACAGGAUGUUCCACCCUCUGCAGAGACAGUGCUGGAAGUGCCUGACACCCCAGAUCCCAGACUGACCAAGUCCCCCAUUCCAUGCCUCAUCCUUAAAUCCAUUCUGGUCCUUCUUCCUUGGACUGAGUGACCUUUAAAGGUCCUUUCCAACACUGCUGAGUGUUGGUAUUCCAAGAGUUUCUUGGCAGAGGAAUGGAGCUGAGGCUCUUCUGCACCAGUAAAUUGAUUUUAUUGUUGCUUUCAUUGCAGCAGUGCCAAAAAUGUGGGAAGGAUCCUGCAGUGCUGAGGAUAUACCAGCUCUUUUCCAAUAUCUAUCAUUACUUCUUCUCCAUCGGGGCUGCCUUCUCCAUUUGGAAUAUUCAUUUCCUCCUAAAACUUCCCUCUUCUUUGCUGCCUGUUCUUCUCACCUAUUUCAGGAGCCUCCCUUCUCUCAGGGCGCUAGUAGCUUGUUCCACAUCCUUGGUAGCACAUUGGAAACAUGGGAAAAACUAUUCCAAAGCAGUUAAAUGAGAUUCUUGGAACAUUUUAGGAACCUUUUUCCAAAGCAAACAGGAUUUGUGGGAGGUAUUUUGGUCUCUGCAGAGGGCUGGGAUGGCAGAGGGUGGGGAGUAUGGUUAUAGAAUUCCAGUGAUUCCCAGUUCUAUUCUUUUAGGAUGGUGGAUUCCAGGAAUAGUUGAUGGUCCCAUGCAGGAUUAAAGUCGGAAUUCUGUUUCCAAGGGCACGUAAGAAGGAGGAAAAGCUCCAAGCGUGGGGAUACAGGAUGAAUAUCUAACACAUUCUCCAUGCACUUUGAUGUUUUCCCAGCUUUUGCUGCUCUUUUCCUGCAGGCAGAUAAUAUUAUUUCCAUGGACUCGCCCACACAGCUUUCAUUUACAAAUUGGGACAUAGGAAUAAUCAGGAUUACUCCUGGCAAUGGGAAUUAGGUGGGAUUAAUUAUUGCUGGAAUGGGUGUGUUUGGAUUUGUGUUUUGAGGCUGUAUCCACGAGCCUCCAUUGGGCAGCAGAGCCCUUCUGUGUUUGCCUUGGGAACUGCUGGGCUGGAGCUCCCCUCCAUGCUGGGUUUGUCCUUAUUCAUUCUGGGAUAUUCUUCCCUUGGCAGUAGGACAUUCUGGCUUUGCAGGAUGGGAGCAGGAAUAUUUAAUUCCAGUGGGUUUAGGGAUAGUGGUUGUAACUGCACCUUUGAGUAACAUUGCCAAGGGAGGUGUGGAUUCUUCAUUCCUGGAAAUAUUCCAGGCCAGGUUGGAUAAAGCUUGGAACAGCCUGGGCUAGGGAAAGAUGUUCCUGCCCACGGCAGCAGGUGGGACCUUCCAAAUGAUUCUGGAAUUCUGUGAUUCCCUGCUUGUAGUUUUACGGUGCUGCAGGAAAGGGAAGGUUGGAAUUCCAGCAGAACCUCUGCAUGGAUUGCUCUGCUGAGAAAUUCCUCUGAAGGAAGCAGUUGGAAAGCACUGUGUGGAACUGGGCUCAUUGCUUUGUUCCCAGAGCCUGUGCAGUGCUGAAUUUUGGGAAGAGCUGCUGGAUUUUGGGAAGAGCCUCAUUUCUUGUGCCAAAGCUCCCUCUCAUGGCUCCUGUGUGGAAGAAGCAAUGCUGCAUGGAUCCUGCUGGAGGCAAGCACUGCCCAUCCUUGGCAGCUGUGGGAAGGAGGAGAGGAGGGAAUAUUGCAGCUGGAAGCUGGGAUUCAGUCUGGGAGUCCUUUGCUCUCCAGUCAAAUCCCCAGGGGAGUUAUGGAUGGAGAGAGGGAUGGGAAGGGGGCUGGAUCAGCAGUCACUGAUGUCCUUCCCCUUCUUCUAGCUCCAAGGAGCUGCUUAAGGGCUGGAAAUUCCAAAUAGCCAAGGAAUAAGGCAAUUCCUUGCUUUGUCAUAGGGAAUCAUCAUGAGCCUCCAAAUGCUUUGCUGUCUCCAUUCCCAUUGUUUUUUCCAUGUUUCUUGAGUUCAUACCUCUUGUGCCUUUGUUCUCCCUAGCUUCAGGUCCCAAUUUCUGGGAUCAGACAUUUCCCACCUUACUUUCCCAUUUCUCUGGGAGUAUGGAAGUGUGGCCAAGGCCUGGUAGGAGCUGCCCUUGCUCCCGAGGUCUCCUGUUCUGCCUCAGCCAGGACUUCCCAUAUCUUCUCACUUUUCCCUGCUGCCUGUCCAAGUGCCAAAAGCAAAUCUUGACCUGAGGCAGACAAUUUCCUCCA
This is a messenger RNA of Onychostruthus taczanowskii (white-rumped snowfinch), 8575 nucleotides long. RefSeq names its product diacylglycerol lipase alpha (gene DAGLA). The transcript has 21 exons. Gene Ontology annotation, biological process: lipid metabolic process. Gene Ontology annotation, cellular component: dendrite membrane; postsynaptic membrane. Lineage: Eukaryota; Metazoa; Chordata; Aves; Passeriformes; Passeridae. Bases 242 to 3340 code for a protein of 1032 amino acids. The record is from RefSeq and is a predicted model, not a curated record.